AUGUUCGAGUCCGGCACACGCUCGUCCUCCCCCCUGGAGCCUCGGUUCCCGAACGGCCUGCAGCACGUGAAGAAGACAAACAUGCCGCCACCGACACCCCGCCACCCCGCCAGGCGUCAGCAGCAACAACAACAGCUGCGGCAGCACUACCCCCCCGCGGCAGGCCGGCGGCCCGCUCCGACAACGACGACGGUGGCAGCGCCGAUGCGCAUCCCCACCGUGUCGGAGGCUUCGAUGAUGGGGCAAGUUGGAGCCCGAGGAGGCAACAUGAGGCGCGGUCGACGCGGCAUCCAGAUCACCAUCAGCACCAACAAGGGCUCCUUCUUCCUCCACGACAGCAGCCACGUUAUCGCCGCCGCUGCCAACGGCAGCGGCAGCAAGGGUGAGGACGACGACGCGAAAGCGCACCGGCGGCGGCGGCUCGUCCCUCGCUCCUGCGAGCACUGCCGGAUGCCGUACAUCCCCAAGAGCGCUGCCGCGGCUCCGGUGUCGUCGUCAACCUCAGCCGACAACAGUAGCAGCGGGGUUGCGGCGGGCGGCGGCGAGGAGGCUAGUGUCGAGGCGUCGUCUCGUGGAAGUUCUCGGAGCAGCUGUGGUGGUGCUAGCGCGGGAGCAGGCGUCGUGCUGGAGGGUAGCUUGGCGGGCGGGAGUAGCUUGGGGUCGUUGGCGUCGUCGUUGGCGGCGAAGACUUCCGACAACGACAACAACAGCAAGAGCGAGAGCGGCAGCUGCGACAAGGGCAAGAAGGAGGGGCCGUUCUCCCCCCUGUCCCAGCUCAUCGGCGACAGGACCGCGCGCCCAUCGCCGGCCUCCAGCAGCAGCAGCACCGCCACCUCCCGCCAGAGCAGCACCAACGGCGGCGCGUACAGCAGCAGCUCGGGCUACCGCGGUAGUAGUAGUGGCGGCUCCAGUAACCGUGGCGACAACACCGAUGCCAACAGUGAGGAGGGAAGGUUCUGCUCCGGAGAGUGCAAGAUGAGCUACAUGCUCAUGAACCCCGCCGCCAUCCGUAGGCGGAGGGCGGCGCACGCCGCGCGCAUGGCCAUGCGCGCCGCCCAGAUCGAGGUUAGCAUAGAGAGGUCGAGACGGGUGGCGGAGGAACGGAGGCAAGCGGCACGGCGAGUCGAGUCCACCCCGGGCGGCGGCGGCGGCGGCGGCGGCUGCUGCUAAGGUGGUCGCUCCACGACGACUCGUUCAUUGUGAGAUGAGGAGAGGUGAAUAGAAGCGAGUCAUAUGUGCAGCCCUCCCUCCCCCCCCCUGUGAUGUCCCGGUCGCGCCCCCCCCCU
Molecule: messenger RNA, 1286 nt
Organism: Ectocarpus siliculosus
Lineage: Eukaryota; Phaeophyceae; Ectocarpales; Ectocarpaceae
Source: the annotation of a GenBank genome assembly